AUGGGUUGGGUUGAGAAAACGAAUAUGGUCGUGGCCAGGAGUGCCAUAGGGCGGCAUUUCAGAUUAGAAUUCUCUGGACAUCCUCGUGAGAGGAGAGGCUCGAGGUUCAUGACCGAAAUGAGAGCUGGUCUUGCUACAUUCUUUGCAAUGGCAUAUAUCAUCUCAGUGAAUGCUUCCAUAGUUGCCGCAUGUGGUGGGACGUGUAUAUGUCAACCAAACAACCUGUUUUCAGACGAUAAGUACUGCCAAAAUAACAACAACCCUUCAACAGUAACAUACAACAACUGUAAACUCGAAAUAAAUCGAGAUCUGGUUACUGCAACAGCGGCGAUCUCAUGCCUGACAAGUUUCUGCAUGGGACUCUUCGCAAAUAUGCCUAUUGCCUUGGCUCCUGGGAUGGGACUCAAUGCAUACUUCACAUAUCAGGUGGUUGGACCCAAUGGAUCUGGUGUCAUAUCAUACCGUCUGGCUCUUACUGCCGUUUUUGUCGAGGGGCUCAUCUUUGUUGCAUUGUCCAUUCUCGGCCUUAGACAAUGGCUGGCUCGGACGAUUCCUCGAAGUCUCAAAAUUGCCAGCGGCGCUGGAAUUGGUCUAUACCUCGCCCUCAUUGGACUCACCUACGAUGCUGGUAUCGGCGCAAUUACAGGCGGAGGAGGCACCAGCGAGCCUAUUGCACUCGCUGGAUGUGUACACAAACUCAUCAAUCCCAACACAGGAGCUUGCGAGUCUCACAAGAUGCGAAAUCCUACAUUGUGGCUUGGCGUAUUUGGAGGAGGUAUCCUCACAGCAUUUCUGAUGAUGUAUCGAGUAAAAGGUGCCAUCAUCGCCGGAAUACUUUUUGUAUCGGUCAUCUCCUGGCCCCGAGAUACCACCAUAACCGCCUUUCCACGAACUGAUAGCGGCGACUCAUCCUUUGAGUUCUUCAAGAAGAUUGUAACAUUCUAUCCAAUCAAAUAUACUCUUGGCGUCCAAGACUGGGCCAUGGUCGGCUCGAACGCAGGCCAGUUCGCCAUUGCUCUCGUCACGUUCUUGUACGUUGACAUUCUCGACUGUACUGGAACACUCUACUCCAUGGCUCGCUUCUGCGGUGCUAUGGACGAAGAUACGCAGGACUUCGAAGGUAGCGCUGUCGCCUAUCUCGUCGACGCGAUGGGUAUCACAAUCGGCUCACUCUUUGGCUGUCCUCCCGUAACGGCCUUUAUCGAAUCCGGAGCUGGUAUCUCAGAAGGCGGCACAACAGGUAUAACCGCAUGUGUGACUGGCCUCUGUUUCUUCAUAUCUAUAUUCUUUGCCCCAAUAUUCGCCAGUAUACCUCCCUGGGCCACAGGCUGCACACUCAUCCUCGUUGGAGCGAUGAUGGCUCGCGCCUGCACCGAGAUCAACUGGAGGUACAUCGGGACUCGAUCCCUGCUUUCCUCACCAUGGCACUUAUGCCCUUCACAUACUCCAUCGCCUACGGUCUCAUCGUCGGUAUUGUCACAUACGCCAUCCUAA
This is a messenger RNA of Cadophora gregata, 1494 nucleotides long. RefSeq lists its product as uncharacterized. The transcript is spliced from 3 exons. Gene Ontology annotation, molecular function: purine nucleobase transmembrane transporter activity. The coding region runs from base 1 to 1494 and encodes 497 amino acids. Gene Ontology annotation, biological process: transmembrane transport. The record is from RefSeq and is a predicted model, not a curated record. Lineage: Eukaryota; Fungi; Ascomycota; Leotiomycetes; Helotiales; Ploettnerulaceae. Gene Ontology annotation, cellular component: plasma membrane.